CCUCCGGCCGCGCAAAGUUCGCAGGAGGCGACAGAUGCUGCCGCAGCAAGUUGGCUUCGUGUGCGCCGUGCUGGCCCUGGUGUGCUGUGCGUCCGGCCUCUUCGGCAGCUUGGGACACAAAACUGCUUCUGCUAGCAAACGCGUUUCACCAGAAACAUGGCGAAAUAGAAAGUUGAUGGCACCAAUGAAUGGAACUCAGAUGGCCAAGAACUGCACUGAUCCUGCAAUUCAUGAGUUUCCCACAGACCUGUUCUCCAAUAAGGAGCGACAACACGGAGCUGUCCUGCUGCAUAUCCUUGGUGCUUUGUACAUGUUCUACGCCCUGGCCAUCGUGUGUGAUGACUUCUUUGUCCCAUCCCUAGAGAAGAUCUGUGAGAAACUCCAUCUGAGUGAAGAUGUGGCCGGAGCCACCUUCAUGGCUGCAGGAAGCUCCACGCCAGAGCUGUUUGCCUCUGUGAUCGGCGUGUUCAUCACACACGGGGAUGUGGGCGUGGGGACCAUCGUGGGCUCUGCCGUGUUCAACAUCCUGUGCAUCAUCGGAGUGUGUGGACUGUUCGCUGGCCAGGUGGUGCGUCUGACGUGGUGGGCCGUGUGCAGAGACUCGGUGUACUACACGCUCUCGGUCGUCGUGCUCAUUGCGUUCAUAUACGAUGAAGAAAUCGUGUGGUGGGAAGGCCUGGUGCUCAUCAUCUUGUACGUGUUUUAUAUUCUGAUCAUGAAGUACAAUAUGAAGAUGCAAAUGUUUUUCACAACCAAACAAAAGAGCAUUGCCAAUGGCAACCCCGUGAACAGCGAACUGGAGGAUGGUAAUGAUUUCUAUGGCGGUAGCUAUGAUGACCCGUCCAUGCCGUUGCUGGGGCAAGUGAAGGAGAAGCCACAAUACAGCAAGCCCCCGGUGGUGAUGGUAGACGAGGUCCUGAGCUCCAGCCCUCCCAAGUUCAGCUUCCCCGAGGCUGGCUUGCGCAUCAUGAUCACCAACAAGUUUGGACCCAGGACCCGGCUACGGAUGGCCAGCAGGAUCAUAAUUAAUGAGCGCCAGAGACUGAUCAAUGCCGCUAACGGAGUGAGCAGCAAGCCGCUUCAGAACGGGAGACCUGAGAACAUCGAGAACGGAAACGUCCCUGUGGAGAACCCCGAGGAUGCUCAGCAGGACCAGGGCCAGCAGCCGCCCCCACAGCCACCUCCUCCCCCAGAGCCCGAGCCCAUAGAGACCGUCUUCCUGUCCCCCUUCUCCCUGCCUGAGUCGAAAGGGGACAAAGCCAAGUGGGUGUUCACCUGGCCGCUCAUCUUCCUCCUGUGCAUCACCAUCCCCAACUGCAGCAAGCCCCGCUGGGAGAGGUUCUUCAUGGUCACCUUCCUCACGGCCACGCUGUGGAUCGCCGUGUUCUCCUACCUCAUGGUGUGGCUGGUGACUAUUAUUGGAUACACGCUUGGGAUCCCUGACGUCAUCAUGGGCAUCACCUUCCUGGCAGCUGGCACGAGUGUUCCUGACUGCAUGGCCAGCUUGAUCGUGGCGAGACAAGGCCUGGGAGACAUGGCGGUGUCUAACACCAUAGGGAGCAACGUGUUUGACAUCCUGGUGGGGCUUGGCAUUCCGUGGGGCCUGCAGACCAUGGUUGUUAAUUAUGGAUCCACGGUGAAGAUCAACAGCCGGGGUCUAGUCUACUCUGUGGUGCUGUUGCUGGGCUCUGUUGCUCUCACUGUCCUCGGCAUUCACCUCAACAAGUGGCGUCUGGACCGGAAGCUGGGCAUCUACGUGCUGGUUCUUUAUGCCGUCUUCCUGUGCUUCUCCAUCAUGAUAGAAUUUAACGUCUUUACCUUCGUCAACUUGCCCAUGUGCCGAGAAGAUGACUAACGCUGAGCUGCUGUCCCGGGAGCUGUUGUGGCCUCCCCUGUGACACCAGCGUCCCCUCUCUCUCUCUCCUUCCCCACCACAGAUCUCUCCUGCCUCCGCAGCCACCAUCUGUUCGCUCAUGAGCUGGAAGGAAGGGCCAGCAUGGUCAUUGUCUGACCACAGGCCGGGCUGCUAGG
This is a messenger RNA of Dipodomys spectabilis (banner-tailed kangaroo rat), 2031 nucleotides long. It is a transcript of the gene Slc24a4, whose product is annotated as solute carrier family 24 member 4. The record is from RefSeq and is a predicted model, not a curated record. Lineage: Eukaryota; Metazoa; Chordata; Mammalia; Rodentia; Heteromyidae. Gene Ontology annotation, biological process: calcium ion transmembrane transport; sensory perception of smell; intracellular calcium ion homeostasis. Gene Ontology annotation, cellular component: membrane. Gene Ontology annotation, molecular function: calcium channel activity; calcium, potassium:sodium antiporter activity. The coding region runs from base 35 to 1855 and encodes 606 amino acids. The transcript is spliced from 17 exons.